Molecule: messenger RNA, 510 nt
Organism: Meloidogyne enterolobii
Lineage: Eukaryota; Metazoa; Nematoda; Chromadorea; Rhabditida; Meloidogynidae
Source: the annotation of a GenBank genome assembly
GUAGAGGAUGGGAGAGUAUAUUUUUGUUUUUUUUUGAAAAUUAAAAAAUUGUUUUCAGAACCCUUAAAUGGAGACGAAGCAAUCCUUAAAGUUUUACGUGCAAAGUCACUCUUUGAUGUUGUCGAUGUAAAAGAUAAGGAUAGUCUGGAUAAGAAGAGAUUGCUCAGAGCUUUGACUAAAUUGGCAAACAUGGUUGAGCCAGGAAAUAAUUUGAGGCAGAAGGAACGGGCGACACAGGCCAAAAGAAAAAUACAGCAAUGGCAACAAAUGGUAAAUGAUGACCAAAAAUGGGGAGAAUUAUUGGAGGAAGCAGAAAAUCUCCCAAUGGAUGGAUAUAAUAGAGGAUUAGAAUCAAGUGUUAGUGAAAGAAUUGUUCGAAAUGCGGGACCAGUUCUAGCUAAAAAAUUGGAGCAAAUAGCAAAAGAAAAGGGAGGGUUGCCGGUUGGGGAUGCUUUUGCUACUGAAAGUUUUCAAAUUGGACGUUAUUAUUUUGCUAAAAGUAAGCAAUAG